Molecule: messenger RNA, 1683 nt
Organism: Symbiodinium pilosum
Lineage: Eukaryota; Dinophyceae; Suessiales; Symbiodiniaceae
Source: the annotation of a GenBank genome assembly
AUGUCUUCUCCUGUGGCCAAGCUCCAAGCAUACGACCUGAGUAUACCUGAGCCGACACCUGUCGUCAGGUGUGUGCUUCUUCUGUAUGAGCAGGGCACUCAGUCGCGCCGACCUUGCCAUGCUGGAUUGAACAAGCACCCAACUGCGAAGUGCUUCAACUUUCCGCCAGAAUACAACAGCGGCCCGUGGGUCAGCGCGCAGCUGACAGAUGAGUUCUUCGCAUACGUCUAUGCCAACCAAGAGAAUGGGCUGAUGGUGCGACAGUUGUCCAAGCUUCGGCAGCAAAUCAUAACAAGCUUGCAGGAGUUGUUGAAGCACUGGGGCAAGCCUCUGGGUGAUAGCGAGGCGAUGAACCUCCUCCUGAGCAUGCUGAAGGUGGAUCCUCUUUCCCGUCCAAACGCCUGCGGACCAGUGCUUGCAGAGUGGCUGGCUGAGCCCUUAGCCAAAGCGCCGAACACGCGCCGACAUGUCAGGGCCAUGGGGCACCGUGAGUCGCUAGAGGCUGGCGCAGAUGACUCAAAGCCAAGCGAGGACGACUGUGCUGAAUGCGGUGUGCGCACUUUAACAUUAAUUGGGUUCUCCGAUGAAGAAUGCAUCUUCGGGGCACUAGACAAGGAUGCCGGUCGCAUGGUGGCCAUCAAGAAGAUCCACUCUGUGUUUAGCAACAAGAUCAAUUGCAAGCGGAUCUUGCGAGAAGUUGCCAUCCUACAGCGCCUGGACCAUCCGUACAUCGUACAGCUUCAUGAUGUCAUACUGCCACACGAAGAAACCUUCGACGAGCUCUACAUGGUGAUGGAACUUGGAGAUGCAGACGUCAAGACGCUGUGCCGGCAGCAGGUGCACCUGGAGCUGCUGCAGGUGAAGUUCGUGCUCUACCACUUGCUGGUGGGGCUCAAGUAUCUUCAUUCUGCGGGCAUCUAUCACCGUGAUUUGAAGCCGUCGAACGUGCUUGUCAACCAGGAUUGCAAUGUCAAGAUUUGCGAUUUCGGAUUGGCCCGGGCAGUCGGUGAGGAGCUGGAUGACCAGGAUGCAGAGCAUGGAGACAAGGCCGUUCGAAUCAUGACGCAGCACGUUGUCACGCGGUAUUAUCGAGCGCCAGAACUCAUCUUGCUUGACAACUACACGGAGGCAAUUGACCUGUGGUCUGUGGGCUGUAUUGCUUUUGAGCUUGCUGAGAUGAUGGAGCCCAAGCCUCCAGAGGACCGUGGUCCCUUGUUUCCUGGGUCGACUUGCUAUCCCCUUUCGCCGGAUUGCCAGCACAGACAUGAUGUUGCCUUCCACUCUGGUGGAUGUAAGGAGCAGCUCAACAUGAUUUUCGAGGUCAUCGGCACUCCCUCGGAACGUGACGUGGAGCUCCUUAGCCGAGAGGACGCCCGCAAGUACAUCCGUUGUUUCCAGCCGCGGUUGGGAUGCGGCGUCCAACCCCGCCUUCCGAAUGCAGCUCCUGAUAUGGUGGAGACCAUCGAAGCGCUCCUGCGCUUCAACCCCCAAGAGCGUUCUACAGUUGAAGAGGCACUUGGGCAUCCUCUCUUUGCGGACAUCCGUGACCCUGUGAAGGAGGUCCUAGCUUCCGGCUACAUUACACUCGAGUUUGACCAGGAGCCGGACCUUAGUGAGCAACAGCUGAGACAGUGCUUCAAGCAGGAGAUCCAUAAUUUUCGCAGAGCCAGAGCUGGCCGCUGA